This is a messenger RNA of Coniosporium apollinis CBS 100218, 936 nucleotides long. RefSeq lists its product as uncharacterized. The transcript has a single exon. Lineage: Eukaryota; Fungi; Ascomycota; Dothideomycetes. The coding region runs from base 1 to 936 and encodes 311 amino acids. The record is from RefSeq and is a predicted model, not a curated record.
AUGCGCUCUAACACAAACUCGGGUUUGCCCAAGGGCUCACGCGGUUCUGACGGCUCCUCGGACCGUCAGAACCCCGACCAAAAUCCUGUUCGGUAUGAAGACGAGGAAGAACGAGAGGAAGGCAAGGUUUCUCCGCCGUCCUCUCCCCCAUUGACGCCAAUGGACGUCGAUGGUCAAGAGUAUCUGGGAGGCCCGGAGCCCGUAUGGGCGCCGAGGUCUCAAAUUGUAGGGCAAUCGUCGCAGGGCUCUCCUGUGUACCUGCCCUACCGUCCACGGACAAUCGUGCCGUGUUUGCUGGAGCCCGCUGAGCCGUACCAUCCGAAGAGUCCGGCACCGGCUUUACGGUCGUCGUCUCCGACGGUAAGUCCACUGUCAGAGGACUCUGAGUCCUUGAGACCCUACCGCACUCGGCUGGCGCUGCCGCCGUGGCUGCGGCCCGUUGAGGAGGAGGAGGGCAGUGAUCAGGAGGACGACGAUUCGCCUCAGGUAUCACCGUUGACCAGUCCGGGCCCAGCAUCGGAGGGCCGUCUUCCUUCGGAUUACCACCGUCGUCGCGCCGCAUUGCCGGCAUGCCUGCGCACUGCAGAAGCACCAGCAGGUACGUCCGUGGAACAGCUGCGCCGGCACCCCCUCCCUCCAUCGCUAUUACCGCAGCAGCCCACCUCUUCCAACGACCGAGCCAUGUCCUCCAAUGCUCAGGCAAUGGCGCAAAAUCGCGGCACUAACGCCGAGUGGCCCUUCCCUUAUAGUAACCUGCACCGAUUCGAAGGUGACGGAUGGGCCGCUGUGGAACACCCCAGCUCCGCUCUCACCCAGGAUUGGGCCCGCAACCUGCCACCACCGCCCAACGUUGCGGAUCCUGUGGCUCGGGUGUUGACGGAUCCGUUCUCGCACCUGCGGAACCCGAGGAGGAUGUUCAUCGUGCGCCGCUCUUAG